Molecule: messenger RNA, 2803 nt
Organism: Dunckerocampus dactyliophorus (ringed pipefish)
Lineage: Eukaryota; Metazoa; Chordata; Actinopteri; Syngnathiformes; Syngnathidae
Gene: p4hb
Product: prolyl 4-hydroxylase, beta polypeptide
Exons: 11
Coding region: 181-1722 (513 amino acids)
Biological process (GO): response to endoplasmic reticulum stress; protein folding
Cellular component (GO): endoplasmic reticulum
Molecular function (GO): protein disulfide isomerase activity
Source: RefSeq, a predicted model, not a curated record
AUAAAUACGCAUGCGCACUGCAGCUGACCCUCUCUGCUUUCUGCGCGCACUGCCACGUUAGUAGCGGUAGACACAAAAUACCACAUAGUCUCUUUAAAAAAAACAACAAGAAGUACAACUUUGAGUCGACUGCGCCUCCUACCCUCUACUCUGUCUGCGGAAGACUCAUCGUCGACGAAAAUGCUUAAGUUAUUCCUCCUGAGUCUGUUAGCAGUAGCCAUUCCGGCUGAGAUCGCCGAGGAAGAAGACGUCCUGGUACUGAAAAGCAGUAACUUCGAUGAGGCUCUCCAAGCACACCCCAACCUCCUGGUAGAAUUUUAUGCCCCAUGGUGUGGUCACUGCAAGGCACUGGCGCCAGAGUAUGCCAGGGCCGCUGGCAUGCUGAAGGCAGAGGGUUCGGAGAUCCGCCUGGGUAAGGUUGAUGCCACAGAAGAGAGCGAUCUAGCCCAGGAGUUUGGUGUCCGAGGAUAUCCCACCAUCAAGUUCUUUAAGGGGGAUAAGGAAUCCUCCAGAGACUACUCAGCUGGAAGGCAGGCUGAUGACAUUGUUAACUGGCUGAAGAAGCGAACAGGCCCUGCUGUCGCCACCCUCGGCGAAGUCACUGCCGCACAGUCUCUGAUAGCUGACAAUGAAGUGGUGGUCAUUGGAUUCUUUAAGGAUGUUACAUCUGCUGGUGCCAAGGCCUUUGAAAAAGCAGCUGAAGGCGUAGAAGAUAUUCCCUUUGCCAUGACUUCAGAAGAAGCCGUUUUUACCAAGUUUGAGGCGUCCCAGGACAGUGUUGUUCUCUUCAAGAAGUUCGAUGAGGGACGCAACACCUUUGAUGGUGAGCUCACCAAAGACAACAUCCUGUCUUUCGUCAAGGCCAACCAACUGCCUCUAGUCAUAGAGUUCACCGAGCAGACGGCUCCGAAAAUUUUUGGAGGCGAGAUCAAGUCCCACAUUCUCAUGUUUCUGCCAAAAGCUGCCUCAGACUUCCAGGAGAAAAUGGACCAGUUUAAGAAAGCCGCAGAGUCAUUCAAGGGUCAGAUCCUGUUCAUUUUCAUCGAUAGCGACGUGGACGACAACCAGCGCAUCCUGGAGUUCUUUGGCCUGAAGAAAGAGGAAUGCCCUGCCAUUCGUCUCAUCACUUUAGAGGAUGAGAUGACCAAGUACAAGCCAGAGAACGACGCCAUCGCUGCGGAAAGCAUUGUUGAAUUCUGCACUCAGUUCCUUGAGGGCAAACUGAAGCCUCACCGUAUGAGCCAAGACAUCCCCGAAGACUGGGACAAAAACCCAGUCAAGGUUCUGGUUGGCAAGAACUUUGAGGAGGUCGCCUUCGAUCCCAAGAAGAACGUCUUUGUUGAAUUCUAUGCACCUUGGUGUGGCCACUGCAAGCAGCUGAAUCCCAUCUGGGAAAAGCUGGGAGAGAAGUACAAGGACAGCGCUGACAUCGUCGUGGCGAAGAUGGACUCCACAGCCAAUGAGAUUGAGGCAGUCAAAGUCCACAGCUUCCCCACUCUUAAAUUCUUCCCUGCAGGAGACGAACGCACGGUGAUCGACUACAAUGGGGAGAGAACACUGGAAGGCCUCACCAAGUUCCUGGAGAGUGGCGGUAAGGAGGGAGGUUCCCCUGCUGGGGAUGAUGAUGAGGAGGACUAUGAUGCUGAGGACCUGGAUGAAGGUCAGGACGAGGACUCUGACGGCGAGGACGACGACGACGACGAUGGUCAUGACGAGUUGUAAGAGCUAAGAGAGGAGUCCUGCCCUGUUCCCUCUUUCCAGUCACUACACCACCUUCACUCUUUAUUGAACCCCACCCCCCACAAGUCCUGAGCUGAGAACAUCAAUACGUCACUUGUGUAACUGCCUAUGAGUCCACCAGCCCGGCCCGGUAAUUGGCCAAGGCAGCACAUGAGUGGCGAGGCGGCCCCCCAACCUCAUUUUGUUUGCCUAGACUGGUCUUCUGUUCUGAGGGGAGGGGAGGGCGGCUACACGGAACUACAUGGUGAUGCCUCAUGCUAGGCUUCCAUGCCAGUUAUUCGCCUUGUUUUGUUAAAGCUUCCACCGUUCAAGAGUCGUAUGCACUAAAGUAGUUUAGAGCGGAUGCUUCUGUAAGGAUCAACCUCUCAAGAGAACAAGUGGCCCUCCAGUUUGUAUUUUUCACCAAUAUGAUUCCCUCGCUGUGUAGCAACUUGCCCUUUUUCUUCCCCCUUGGUGUAGUUCAAGACCUUCAUUCGUUACUGUCCUCACUCUUGUAAAAUGACCAUUUUCUAAAAGAACGAAUGCUAACUUUUUUUUUGGAUGAAAAAAACAUGUUUUAUUUAAUUGCUUUAACGAACUAGUUUUGGGUGUUUUUUUUUAUGUUUGACCAUCGUGCCCAGUUGUAGCCAGUUGGCCUUGUUGGGGCAGAGUUGGCACUUACACUCAGGCCAUGGAUGUUUUGGGGUUUUGAGCGGGUUCUGCAAAGUGAUACUGUGUUCAUGCCGAACUAUAGAUUGUUAGGGUUACUCAAGCGGCGCAGAUGUGCUACUUCUGAGAGAAGUGUGUGAUAAUCUGAUGCUCCUCACCCAUGCUGUACUCUGUAUCCUUCUUGGCUCUAUCUACACACCACUUGUCACUGUUGUCUGAAGCGGAAUGGAUAGUUUUGAUCAUGUUAUGUGUGCGCAAGCGCUUGUGUACUGUGGUAGGUGGUGGCACAUGUAGAGCUAGGAGAUCAAGUUUGACAUCUGUACAGUGGUGAGGGAUACUUGAAGCAUUCCAUCAUAUCCAGAUUGUUGUGGAAAAUGUGAAAUGGUGGCCAAUAAACAAUUUUGAAAAAGUGAAA